Linum trigynum is the source of this 1962-nucleotide messenger RNA. The record is from the annotation of a GenBank genome assembly. Lineage: Eukaryota; Viridiplantae; Streptophyta; Magnoliopsida; Malpighiales; Linaceae.
CACUGCAAACAUUUACAUAAAUUUAAUCUGCAAGUACUUGAGCAAGGAGCCACUCAGCUCGAGUAGAGUUCUAAAUAGCAUUCAUAGGGGAGGUGCAAUUAAGGAGAUGCAUUCAUCAUCGAUGGUGGUACCAUCCUUUCUCUUAUGUAUAGCUUAUUCAAAUUCGUUGUUAAUGAUGUGAAUUUCUUUGAGGUUUUAUAUAUUACUUUCUAUGAAUUAAUCAGAUAUUUUAGUCAUUAGAUGCUUUAGUCAUUCAAUGUUUAUAUGAUGAAGACCCACCCUCAUUGCAUGAGGGUGCUCCUUAUGAUCAAAAUUUAAUCAAAUUUAUGGGAUGUGAAAGAUGAUAAGACAUAGGAACUAUAAUGAUCCGAAUCGUCAAUCCAAACAUCCGGCAACGACCCAGAUUAAUUCAUUUCAUUGUUCUAAUUAAGUUGUCCGUUUAAAUUCAUGUACUCCAUUACAUUGCAAUUAACCUAAUCCUUAAUCUAGAGCUGGCAUUCGGUAACCCGGUAUUCAGUAUAACCGGUUACCGAAUAGAUUACCGACGAUAUCUGAUAUACCAUUUAAUGUCGGUAUCAGUAUUCGGCAUAUAGAAAUUGGAAACGGUAAUACCGAAAUAUAAUUGGUAAUACACCAACGGCGAGCCGGUAUACUGUAAUACCAGAUCAACUGUUUCUAGGGAAAAAAGACAGCGUAUUCCCCCCAACCCAACCCUAACUCCAUGCUUUGCCUCCCUCUGCCUGCCUCCACGCCACGUGUUUCUCUUCUCUGUUUCUAUAAGAGAUGGAGAGCUUCCGGCCGGGAGCUUCCAAGAUGAUAUCGCUCGUAAUCGAGGCACGGUCUCCCUGGUGCCAAAUCUCAGGAAGGGUUCAUAUUCGGUUGUGCUGAGAAAGUCGGUGGGGACUUUGGUCGAACAACUGGUGUGCUCGGGCUCGGACUAAGGCAGUUGUCGCUGCUGGCACAGACAGAUCCGAACCUCUUCAACAUCUUCUGUUUACUGCCUUCCGCAUCUAGAUGGCAAUGAGUCGGGCCAGAGCGGGUACCUAAAUACCCAUGCCCCGCCCCACGUUACUAUGGGUCGGGGCGGGUAAUACCCGCGCGGGUACGGGGCGGGUCGACCCACUCUUAUAUGCUAUUUGAAAAAAAAUACAAGCAAAAUUUUACCUUUUACAAUAAAACGAAGGGGAAAGACUUCAUGAAUGAAUAAUAGUGAUAAUAUAAUGGGUAAUUGGAUCUAUUUAAUUGAAAGAUCAAGUCUAACUAGUUGAAGAAAAUCCAGAAUAGGAGAUAUAUGAAUGAAUGGUGUAAGAAAUUCAUAGAACGAGCCAAGAAUGGGGCGGGGCGGGUCAGAAGUUGAUACCCUUGCCUCGCCCCAUGCUACUGCGGGUCGGGUAAUACCUGCCCCAUCGCGGGUCAGGUCGGGUAAUACCCGACGGGGCGGGUUCAAAUUGCCAUCCCUACUUCCGCACAGGGAUUCCGCAACUGGGGUGCUCUGGUUUGGGGUCCAGGCGAUGGAGAGCUGCCGGCUGGGAGCUUCCAAGAGGAUCUCGCUCGUGAUCGACCCGAACAAUAACGGUCUCACCAACUAUGACGUUAAAUCCACCAGCAUAACUCUCGGUUCUUAGAGAUUGGACUUCAAUUCAUUGGUCUCUUCCCCGAUGAGCACGUUAUUAGAUUCCGGGACCGUCGUGACGCGGUUACCUCUGGCGGUCUAUUCAGCCCUCCGGACUGCAUUCCGGGGGAUGAUGUCGGGGUACCCCAGGGCGGAGCCAGCUAAUUUGUUUGAUACUUGCUAUAAUUUGGAGGGGGCAUGAGUAGGAUUGGACGCCGCGGCGGUGGUGCUGCAUUUUGAGAAUUCGAUCCGUCGGCGGUGACACUGAAGGAAGGAGAUGGGAAAUCGGCGCCUCAAGUUUGCUUGGCUUUCGCUGGUAAUGGCGAUGAGAAUGAAUUGACCAUUAUUGG